CUCGCGGCAACAUGGCGGCUGCUGGGUCGCUCGACGACCUCUUGAAUAGUAAAGUGGAUGAGAGCGCGUUUACAGCCUUGGUUGGCACAUUAGAGGAUCAACUGUACUCUGGACAAGUGUCCAGUGUACAAACGGCCGCAUCUGGUGUAUCGAACAUCAGUAGUAGUGCUCCUUCGGCCGUCAGUGUGGUGGGGGUGUCGCGCGUGGACGCUCGUGUUCCCGCAAAUGGGAUUCAGCAUGGUGUCGUUAUUGCCCAAGAUGGAAACAAAAAUGCGCAUUCGAACGUUCCAAGGAGUGCCGUAGUGACUGGUGCAGGUCUUAGGAACGUUUCGGCUCACAGCCAGGCAGGAGUGAUCCAGACAGGUCACUUCCCUUCCAGCAACCAGGCAUCUGGCAGCGUGGGGAGUGCCGUGAACACCCCUAAUGUAAUGAAAUUAGUGCAUACAAGUGGAUCUCAGCCUGCUGUUGGAGGACAGUAUACCAUCAGCAGUGCCAGCUUCCCUAAUGGGUCCAAUAGCAGUGUCCAAAGUGUCAUAGCUAAUGGAAAACAAACAGCAGUGGGGAAUAAGCUGGAAAAUGUUGUACAGCCUUCUAAUCCAGCAACUGUCAUCACAGUAAACAGACCUGGUGGCAUAGCUGGAGCAGCACUGACUGGUGUUGGUGCCACCAAUGCAUUGGCAAGUGGUGUACAAAUUAUCAACGUCAACCAAGCUCGCACCCAAUCACCCAGCAUGCAGAAGGCACUUGCACCCCGGAUUGUUCUGUCAUCCCAAGGCCUUAACAGGACUGCAUCACCUGGGCAGCCAAUCACACUGCAGGCCCUGCAAGGUUUGCAGAACUCUGGCUCCAACCACAUCCUGGUGAGGACAGAGAAUGGCCAGCUGAAGCUGAUCCAGCUGCCAGUCCAGGGUGGAGCUGUAGCCACUGCCACCACCAUCAGCACUACAGCGUUGACCACAACACCGACCUAUAAGACGCCGGCGCCAACAACACCACGGACGGCGACGGCGGCGCCUGCCCAGUCCACGCCGCAGCCGCAGAGCGCCAUGGCUCCGGACACGGCCAAGCUCAAGUGCAGGAACUUCCUGGCCACCCUGCUGAAGCUGGCCAAGGAACAACCCGACACGGUGGCGGGCAACGUGCGCACGCUGAUCCAGAAUCUGAUCGACGCUCGUGUCGAGCCCGAGGCGUUCACCAGCCGGCUGCAGCAGGAGCUGAACUCGUCACCCCAGCCGUGUCUGGUGCCCUUCCUCAAGAAGAGCCUGCCGUUCCUGCGCCAGUCGCUGUACAACCGCGAGAUCACCAUCGAGGGUGUGAAGCCUCCGCCGCCGUCAGCUCUCCCCACGCCUCUCGGCACCGUGCCGUCCAUGCACGUGCAGCCGCGCCAGGUCACGGUAUCGCCGGCCGUCAGCGCCGCCGGCCCGACGCGACAGCUGGCCGGUGCCGUCGCCGCACCCCGCAACGUCACCUCCGGACACCCGGCCAUGCUGAACAUACAGCCGUUUCAGUCGGGCGCCAAGCUGGUGCGGACACCGACGGCGGUGGCGGCGGCUGCGCCUGCGUCUGCGCCGUCGCCGUCGCCGUCGCCCGCAGGCCUCGUGACCCAGCGACAGCCGCCCGUUGUCACCCUCAAGAAGGACAAACGGCUCAACUUCAAAUCGUCGCUAGAGUCGGGCCACGAUGACGACAUCAACGAUGUGGCGGCGAUGGGCGGCGUCAACCUGCAGGAGGAGUCGCAGCACAUCCUGGGCAGCACUGAAUACGUGGGCACGCAGAUCCGCAGCAUCAAGGACGAGACGUUCCUGCCGAGCGCGCCGCUCCAGCUCAAGAUGCGGCAGAUCGCGAUGCGGCACGGUCUGGAGGAGCCCGGCCCGGACGUGGUGGCGCUCGUGUCGCACGCCACCCAGGAGCGGCUGAGGUCGCUGCUCGAGCAGCUGGCCGUCAUCGCCGAGCACCGCAUCGAGGUGGUCAAGUCAGAGAGCCGCUACGAGGUGUCACGUGACGUGCGCGGUCAGCUGCGCUUCCUGGAGGAGCUGGACAAGCUGGAGCAGAAGCGCCACGAGGACACCGAGCGCGAGAUGCUGAUGCGCGCCGCUAAGAGCCGCUCGAAAACGGAGGAUCCCGAGCAGGCCAAACUCAAGGCCAAGGCCAAAGAGAUGCAGCGGAUGGAGAUGGAGGAGGUGCGGCAGCGCGAGGCUAACCUUACAGCGCUCAAUGCCAUCGGGCCGCGGAAGAAGCCGCGGCUGGACGGCGAGCCAGCGGCGGCCGCGGCCGACGGGCCCACUGUUAGCGGAGCGCUCACCCAGAGACAGAUCCCUCUGCGACCCCGGCUGAAGCGGGUCAACCUGCGAGACCUGCUGCUUCUGCUGGAGCAGGAGCGGGGCCACCAGCGCUCCACCCGGCUCUACAAGCUGUUCGUCAAGUAGCCGCGGUCGCCGCCCGCCCGGCCGCGGCCCGCUCUAGUGCCUGGCUGUUAUACCUGCGACAGAGUAUAAUGACGCGUUUUGUACUGAAGCUGUUUUGAAUUGGAACGUGCCCAUCCAUCCACCAGUCCAUCCAUUCACGUGUCGGUCCACCCAUCGCUGCAUGUGUUUCGGUUUGAUCGCGGCGAGUCGCACUGUUGCGUCGCGCUCCGGCUGCCCGCUCUCUGUUGUUGGAGAGAGGGGCCGUCGCGCUCUCUCUCUCUCUCUCUCUUUCACACGCGCCCCUCUGCCGCUCGCGGCACGCGACGCUCUGCACGCUUUGGUCAUAUUUUAUCGGUCGUUGUUUGUUUUUUUGUGAUAUGCACGGUGCUCGCGGACGCUCGUUUUUCACCGACUGCUGCGACAGUGGCGACGGCGACUGUGCCGGUCCGGGCGUCGACCGCACGCAUGCUGGCCAGUACAAACGGAGCGUGGCCGGGCCGGCCGACCAGUGAUGCAAUACAGACAGCGAUGUACAUACCCGCCGCGGUGGGAGCCGCGCGACCCGCCGCGCAUGCGCUCGUGCGCGGCCCGGGCGUCACUUGCGAACGGUGGGUGGGCGAGGUCCCAGGCGUCGCCUGUCUGCGGGCGGCCC
This is a messenger RNA of Pollicipes pollicipes, 3057 nucleotides long. Its product is annotated as transcription initiation factor TFIID subunit 4. NCBI's taxonomy places the organism in Eukaryota, Metazoa, Arthropoda, Thecostraca, Pollicipedomorpha, Pollicipedidae. The coding region runs from base 12 to 2426 and encodes 804 amino acids. Gene Ontology annotation, molecular function: RNA polymerase II general transcription initiation factor activity; DNA binding; protein heterodimerization activity. Gene Ontology annotation, biological process: transcription initiation at RNA polymerase II promoter; DNA-templated transcription. Gene Ontology annotation, cellular component: transcription factor TFIID complex. The transcript is spliced from 12 exons. The record is from RefSeq and is a predicted model, not a curated record.